AUGUCUUCUUCAACACAUACGCUUGUUGAAACUACAGAAUGUGACUCUAUAUCAGCACCCAGUAAUAGUAGUUCCUCAUCAACUUUGUCUCAGGAACCAUGGAACAAGGUCCAAUCUUCUUAUGCUGCCAAAAGAAAGCAAAUGCAAGCAGAGCGUAUGAGACAGCUCAAAGAACUAGAAGAUCAAGUAGCUGAAACCUCUCACUGGAAUCAGCGAAGAAAAGAUCUUGUCGUCUCUACUUCCCGUCGCUCUUUAUCGGAAGAUAAUAACAUAUACCCAGCUUCCACACCUUCACCAGGUAUAAAGAAUAAAAUAGACUUGGGAGAUGCUACUCUGGAAGAUUUGGAGGACUUAAUUGCUGCUUCUGCUAAACGAUUGGCUAGUUAUCGACUUCGAAAUCAAAGCAUAAAUCAGCAAGAACCGCUUUCGCCUACCACAAGCCGAAAAAAAAACAGUACGGAUGAUCUUGAUCGCUGGAAAGAUAUACUAUCACCAGAUCACAAGUCGCCUCAUGAAAAGAGUCCUUCUGCUUCUUAUCAAAGACUUCGAAGCAUGUUUGAAAAAGAUCAUGAACCCACCUUGCUUUCUUCUAAAGCACAUCAUGAAAUCAUACCUAGAACAAAAAAAACGUCGAGUUUCUCUUUGGCUGAUCUUGCCAAUCCUUCCUCUUCUUCUUCGUCUUCUUCUUCACAAAAACCUUCAACAACUAGCACACAUUGGAAACACAACAAUAUCACUACAACACGCUCUACAAUGGCCAAUGCAACACCCAAAAUUGAAUCACCUCGUAUUAGUUCAAGCACAACUCCACGCGCAACAAAUCCCUCUUUUCAAUUAAGAAAAGCAACGCGAAGUCAUAGCUAUCAACGCCUAGCAGAUCCUUCGUCUAUACCGACUUCAAUUGAAUCCAAACAAGGUGAACGCCCACGCAAAUUAAGCACAUUGGCUUCUUUACGUCAAAGACAACGCCAAAAUAAUGUAAAAGAAGAAGAAGAAGGCGAUAUUAAGACUAUUGAUGAUUAUAUUCAUAGCAUGCAAAAGACUGAAGAACCCAAACGCAAAGUUAAAUUAAGUAUCAAUGCUUCAAACACAUCUACGUAUAAAAAGACAAUCCCUGCAUCUGAACCUGAUCAAACUGUGGCCAGCAAUGACAAGACAGUAAGGAGAAAGAGAGGAAAGACAUUACCAGGUAAUUUAACAGCUCCUACUUCAAUUGCACCACUCUCUUUACCACCUAUGAAAGUGGAACCACUUCAUAUUCCUCAAAAAAAUAAUCGUACCAUACCAAAGACACCUACACGCAUUCCAUUACCUUCAAGCAUAUCUUCAUCCACCAACAAGACACCUCGAUUAACGAGACGCAACAAUGAGACAACAGACAGUUCAGAUGAGGACUAUCAGAAGAAAACAAAGGCCAAACAACCCAUCACAAGUCGACAACUUCGUAAACCUAAAUCAAGUUCAACAGUCUCUAAUACACCUAAACUUCAAGCAAGUCGAUCCAACAAAAGCACAGAUGACAACACACUCGGAAAGAAUGUAACAGUCAAUAUGACGCCCAAUUCUUCUUCUACUACUAUUACAGCAUCUACAUCCAAACGCAAAGUAUCUACACUUCAAGAACGACUUCAAGGACUUGUGGAUGAAAGUAAAUCAUGGGCAACACAAAUGGAAAAAGACAAACUUAAAGUAGAAGGACAAACAUCCGAAAUUGUCCUUCGUGGAAAAGGCAGUGUGAAUGAAGACAAAAAGAUCAUUGAGCGUCCUUCCAAGAUCAUGAUGCGUGUGGCCAUGACACCUCAAGCAGCCCAAAAACUCUAUCAAUUCAACUUGACAUCUUUUGAGAAACAAGAAAUGAUGGCUUAUGAGCAUAUUUAUUUUGUAGGUCAUCAUGCUAAAAAACGGCCUGCUUCACCUAGCCAUAAUCUUUGUAACUAUGGUUACGAUGAUGAACGGGGUGAUUAUCUGAUCCAAUUGCGAGAUCAUCUAGAUUAUCGCUAUGAAGUACUGGAAGUCAUGGGCAAAGGUUCUUUUGGCCAAGUCCUUAAAUGCUUUGACCAUCGUUCAGGGCAGACGGUGGCUGUCAAGAUGAUCCGUAACAAGAAGCGGUUUCAUGCUCAAGCACUAGUGGAAGUCAAGAUUCUAGAAGAAUUGAUUGCUUGGGACCCAGAGGAUAAUCAUAACAAUGUUCGCAUGUUGGGUCAUUUCAUGUUUCGAAACCAUCUCUGUAUUGCUUUUGAAUGUCUUUCUAUCAACCUAUAUGAAUUUAUCAAGAGCAAUAAUUUUCAAGGAUUUAGUAUGGGAUUGAUUCGAAGAUUCGCUAUGCAAUUGUUGAAUUCCUUGACGCUUUUGCAAAAGCAUAAGUUGAUUCAUUGUGAUCUUAAGCCAGAGAAUAUUCUGCUCAAACACCCUACAAAAAGUACAAUCAAAGUCAUUGAUUUUGGUAGUUCAUGUCUUGAAAGUGAAAAAGUGUAUACUUAUAUUCAGAGUAGAUUCUAUCGUUCACCUGAAGUCAUUUUGGGUAUGAGUUAUAGUAUGGCAAUUGAUAUGUGGAGUCUAGGCUGUAUUCUAGCAGAACUUCAUACAGGCUAUCCUCUCUUUCCUGGUGAAAAUGAGCAGGAACAAUUGGCCUGUAUUAUGGAAGUACAAAAUGUGCCAAAAUCUUAUAUCAUUGAAAAAAGUUCAAGACGCAAGCUGUUUUUUGAUUCCCAAGGAAAUCCUCGUAUUCAGCCUAACUCAAAAGGCAGGAAACGUAGGCCAGGUACAAAGACAUUGGAACACGCAUUAAAAAGUACAGACGAACACUUUCUGGACUUCAUCAACAAAUGUCUUCAAUGGGAUCCUGAUCAACGUCUUAAGCCUGACGAAGCUUUAAAACAUCCUUGGAUGCUUAAAUCGUCCUCAAGAAAAAGAUAAUCAUAAU
Molecule: messenger RNA, 2923 nt
Organism: Gilbertella persicaria
Lineage: Eukaryota; Fungi; Mucoromycota; Mucoromycetes; Mucorales; Choanephoraceae
Product: kinase-like domain-containing protein
Exons: 7
Coding region: 1-2916 (971 amino acids)
Biological process (GO): peptidyl-threonine phosphorylation; peptidyl-serine phosphorylation
Molecular function (GO): ATP binding; protein serine/threonine kinase activity; protein serine/threonine/tyrosine kinase activity
Source: RefSeq, a predicted model, not a curated record